AUGUCUAGUCUUCAGUUGUUUCGCACGAGCUUCAAACGACCAUCACCUGGAAAGUUGUCUUUGCACGGACCCAAGGCAACCUCUCGUUCACGUCGUAUCCGCCCCUUCUCCAUAUCAAGUUAUCACGCUAUGUUGACCACCGAGCUGUCCGAAGCCGAGGUAUCGGCACUGAGAGCCAACAAGGAGCGACUGGCGAAAGACCUGCAUCAUUCCUGUCAAUGGGGGUCUGGGAUUAGAUGGGGCAAUGAUCCAACCGACACGGGAAUGCAGCGCCUUGCGCUAUCCGCAGAAGACAAAAGCGUUCGGGAUUGGUUCAUUCAAACUAUGAAGGAUCUUAAAUGCGAGAUCACUGUGGAUGAAAUGGGCAAUAUCUUCGCCGUGCGCCCGGGGAGAAGAAAGGACGUCCCCGCUACAUUCAUCGGCAGUCAUCUUGAUACACAGCCCACGGGCGGACGAUACGAUGGAAUCCUGGGUGUUCUGUCGGGCGUGGAAGCCCUUAAGAGAAUGGAUGAGAUGGGCCUUGAAACUGAGGGAGGAGUGGGAGUGGUCAACUGGACUAACGAAGAGGGGGCACGCUUCCCAGUGAGCAUGAUAUCAUCGGGAGUGUGGGCAGAGUGCAUUCCAUUAUCAAAAGCCCAUAACCUCCAAGAGGUACCGACGGUCGCAUCUCUCCCGACGGCUGCGUCGGCCCCGGAGACCAUGAAGACUGCGUUGCAGAAGAUUGACUACCUAGGCAGCGUGCCAUGCUCCUACAAGACUACGCCCAUGGCAGCGCAUUUCGAGUUACACAUUGAACAGGGCCCGCACUUGGUCUCGGCGGGCCAGCGAGUCGGUGUGGUCACAGCAGUGCAGGCUUAUCGUUGGUUCCGGCUGAAGGUAGUCGGGCGAGACACGCAUACCGGCACCACGGCAUUUGAGCACCGUGCAGAUGCAUUGUUUGCCUUUGCACAGAUGAUGGUGCGAGCUCGAGAGGUCGCAGCCGCCAAAGGAUGUCUGGCUAGCGUGGGCAUCGUCGAAGUGGCGCCGGGAAGUGUCAACACGGUUCCUGGACAGGUGAGCUUCAGCUUGGAUAUCCGUGGACCAGAGACGGCGCUAGUUGCCGAGGUCGAGAAGGAGCUGCGCAGCGAUUUCGAUGCGAUCGCUGCGAAAGAAGGCGCUGGGAUUGGCAAGCCUUGUCGUGUUGAGUGGACGCUCGAUUUUGACUCGCCUGCCGUGAAGUUCCAUGAGGAAUGCAUUGAUUGUGUUCAGCAAUCCGCUCAUGCUGUUGUUGCGGAUGCUCCGGUGGCGGACACCAAGUCCCUCGUUCGGCCCAUCAUGAGUGGUGCGGGCCACGACAGCGUGUUCACUUCGAAGCGGGUUCCAACGAGUAUGAUCUUUGUGCCAUGCAAGGAUGGAGUCAGUCAUCACCCUGAGGAGUUCUGCUCUGCGGACGAUUGUGCUACGGGAGCAUCGGUGAUCCUGCAGGCGGUGGUGCGAUAUGAUCGGAAGAGAUUCGCAUCGACUACUUCCUAA
Molecule: messenger RNA, 1512 nt
Organism: Penicillium canariense
Lineage: Eukaryota; Fungi; Ascomycota; Eurotiomycetes; Eurotiales; Aspergillaceae
Product: M20 family metallo-hydrolase
Exons: 3
Coding region: 1-1512 (503 amino acids)
Molecular function (GO): hydrolase activity, acting on carbon-nitrogen (but not peptide) bonds, in linear amidines
Source: RefSeq, a predicted model, not a curated record